AUGCCAUCCGCCGUCGAGUUUCCGCAGGACGCGCAGCCGGCCGGCUCACUCCCACAGCUUGAAAAGGGAGCCCAGAAGGCUGCCGAAGGGCAACACAAGCCCGAUAUAAUCGAUAUCCGCCAGGCUGCUGUCGAGACCAAUGUCAAGGAGGAAAUUUACAGUCUCUUCCGCCCUCAGGACGGACCUAGAAAGCUGCCCACUCUCCUGCUCUACGAUGAGAAGGGUCUGCAGCUCUUUGAAGAGAUCACAUAUCUGGAGGAGUAUUACUUGACCAAUUAUGAGAUUCAAGUCUUGAGGCGUUCUGCCGCCGCAAUAAUCAGGGGUAUCCCGUCCGGGUGCAUGUUCAUCGAGUUGGGCAGUGGCAACCUUAGAAAGGUUCUGUUCCUGCUACAAGCUCUAGAAGAUGCAGGCAAAGAGGUCGAUUACUAUGCUUUGGACUUGUCGAAAGAAGAGCUUGACAGGACUCUGGCACAGCUUCCGACAUUUCAACAUGUUCGAUGUCACGGUCUUCUCGGUACCUAUGAUGACGGCCGAGACUGGCUGAAGACCCCGUCGAUCGCGGCGAGGCCCAAGUGUAUAUUGAGCCUGGGGUCGAGCAUUGGAAACUUCCACCGGGAUGACGCUGCAUCCUUUUUGAAGGGCUUCGCCGACGUCCUUCAAGCCACGGAUCGGAUCCUGAUUGGUAUCGAUUCAUGCACCAACCCUUCCAAAGUAUUUCACGCGUACAAUGACAAAGAAGGCACCACGCACAGGUUCAUCCACAACGGCUUGCGCCAUGCCAACGAGAUCCUCGGGGAGCAGGCCUUCGUGCUAGAUGAUUGGGAGGUCAUUGGCGAGUAUGUGUACGACAGCGAAGGAGGGCGUCACCAGGCAUUUUACUCGCCCAUACGCGACACUGUCGCCUUGGGGGAAACCAUUCACGCCCAUGAGCGUGUCCAGAUUGAGCAGAGCCUGAAGUACUCGAAGGAAGGUUGCGUAAAGCUCUGGGCAUUGGCAGGCAUGAUCGAAGUCGAUCGGUGGAUGACGGAAGAUGAGGACUAUGGUCUUCAUCUGCUCGCCAAAUCCAACAUGUCGUUCAGCCUAAAUCCGCACGAGUACGCUCGGACAAACAUUCCUCCUUUGAGUGACUGGGAGAACCUCUGGGCCACCUGGGAUAUUGUCACCCGUGGGAUGCUACCAAGCGAGGAGUUGUUGGACCAACCCAUCAAGUUGCGGAAUGCCUGCAUAUUCUACCUUGGUCACAUCCCAGCAUUCCUGGAUAUACAGUUGACCAAGACAACGAAGGCUGCUCCGACGCAACCAGCUUCCUUCCAGCCCAUGUUUGAAAGAGGCAUUGACCCCGAUGUCGACAAUCCUGCACAUUGCCACAAACACUCGGAGAUUCCUGAGGAGUGGCCUCCCGUCGACGAUAUCCUGGAUUACCAGGACAGAGUCAGGGCUACACUGAGGGACCAAUAUGUCAACGGAGUCGGGGAGAUCCCGAGAAAUGUUGGGAGAGCUAUUUGGGUGGGAUUCGAGCAUGAAGCCAUGCAUAUGGAGACUCUGCUCUACAUGAUGCUGCAGAGUGAGAAGACGCUCCCACCGCCUCAUACCUCACGCCCAGAUUUCGAGGCAUUGGCCCGUGAGGCGUAUGCGUCACGGGUCGAUAAUCAGUGGUUCGAUAUUCCUGAGCAGGAAAUCAAGCUAGGACUCGAUGACCCUGAGGACGUAUUGGAUUCCAAGGGGCAUUUCGGAUGGGACAACGAGAAGCCACUAAGGAGUGCACAUGUCCACAGCUUCCAAGCCAUGGGAAGGCCCAUUACGAAUGAGGAGUAUGCUCGGUAUGUGUAUAAUACAAAAACAGCAAAGCUUCCUGCAUCGUGGUCGGAGGCAGAAAUCGAUCACAGCAAUGGCGCAAAUGGAAGCAUCGAUGGGGGUUCGAAUGGUCACACGUCCGACGGAAACGCUCUACCUUCGUCAUUCCUCAAGGGCAAGGCGGUAAAGACGGUCUACGGAUUAGUACCGCUUGAGCAUGCCCUUGGCUGGCCUGUCUUCGCCUCUUUCGACGAACUUGCCGGAUGCGCCGCGUGGAUGGGUGGACGCAUCCCCACGCUCGAGGAGGCUCGGAGCAUAUACACAUACGUUGACAUCGCGAAGGGAAAACAAGCCGAGCGCAAACUGGGAAAGACCGUUCCUGCUGUCAAUGCUCACCUGUUGAACGACGGCGUCGAGGAGACACCGCCAUCCAACCCUUCAGAAGCUGUCGAUGGGGACUCGUCGUCCGCAAAAGACGACCUCUUCAUCGACCUCACAGGUGCCAAUGUUGGCUUCCAGCAUUGGCACCCCACCGCCGUGACAGCUCACGGCAACCGCCUGGCGGGCCAGGGCGAGAUGGGAGGUGUCUGGGAGUGGACCAGCUCGCCGCUGCGAAAGCACGAGGGCUUCAAGCCCAUGUCGCUGUACCCGGCCUACACCUCGGACUUCUUUGACGACAAGCACAACGUGGUCCUCGGUGGCUCCUGGGCCACGCACCCCCGAAUUGCCGGCAGAAAGUCAUUUGUCAACUGGUAUCAGCGCAACUACCCGUACGCCUGGACCGGCGCGAGACUUGUUCGAGACAAGUAG
This is a messenger RNA of Anthostomella pinea, 2604 nucleotides long. The record is from the annotation of a GenBank genome assembly. Lineage: Eukaryota; Fungi; Ascomycota; Sordariomycetes; Xylariales; Xylariaceae.